Molecule: messenger RNA, 2610 nt
Organism: Gastrolobium bilobum
Lineage: Eukaryota; Viridiplantae; Streptophyta; Magnoliopsida; Fabales; Fabaceae
Product: phospholipase D delta-like
Exons: 10
Coding region: 1-2610 (869 amino acids)
Biological process (GO): phosphatidylcholine metabolic process; phospholipid catabolic process
Cellular component (GO): plasma membrane
Molecular function (GO): D-type glycerophospholipase activity; calcium ion binding
Source: RefSeq, a predicted model, not a curated record
AUGGAUAGUGAUAGUGAAGGUCACGUUCUUCACCCGAAGCGUCGAUCUCGAUCUCGGUCUCGGUCUCCAUCCAAGGUCUCUGAAUCUGAUGGCACUACUAAAGAACCGGUUUUCUUACACGGCGACUUGGAUCUGUGGAUAUUAGAAGCAAAGUCUCUUCCCAAUUUGGAUUUUUCAACCGAAGCGGUGCGAAAAUGUUUCACUAUGGGGAACCGUUGCUCCCCGCCAUUUAUGAAAGGGCUCAAGACACACUCUGGGAAACACAAAAUGAUAACCAGUGAUCCUUAUGUCUCUGUUUGUCUCGCUGGGGCUACCGUAGCUCAAACUAGAGUCAUUUCCAAUUGCGAGAACCCUUUGUGGGAUGAGCAUUUUGUUGUCCCAGUUGCUCACCCUGUUCACAAAGUGGAGUUCCAUGUCAAGGACAAUGAUGUUCUUGGAGCUCAACUCAUCGGAGUGGUUGAGAUACCUGUUCACAAGAUUCUCUCCGGAAACAUUAUCAAUGAUUGGUUUCCAAUCAUUGCCCAGUAUGCAAGCUGCUUAAAACCUUAUCCUGAGUUGCAUAUCUCUGUUCACUUUAGGCCAGUUGGAAUCAUCAACCCUUCAUCAGAUUCUGAGUCAGAUGACAACGAUUAUCUGGGAGUUCCUAAUACAUAUUUUCCUCUCCGAAAAGGUGGGGCUGUGACUCUGUAUCAAGAUGCACAUGUACCGGAUGAUGAUAAGCUACCUGAGAUUCUACUUGAUGGUGGAAAGGUAUUUCAGCAUGGUAAAUGUUGGGAGGAGAUAUGCCAUGCGAUUUUGGAGGCUCACCACCUUAUAUAUAUUAUAGGGUGGUCACUUUACCACCCAAUAAAGCUUAUUAGAGAGCCAACAAAACCCUUGCCCUCUGGUGGAGAGCUUUCGCUUGGAGAGUUGUUGAAAUACAAGUCACAAGAAGGGGUCCGCGUGGUUAUGCUGAUUUGGGAUGACAAAACGUCGCAUGACAAAUUUCUUUUGAAAACAGAAGGUGUCAUGCAGACUCACGAUGAAGAAACUAAAAAGUAUUUUAAACACUCCACUGUUCACUGUGUGCUUGCCCCACGUUAUGCAAGCAAUAAGCUCAGUAUUUUCAAGCAACAGGUUGUGGGGACCCUUUUUACGCAUCAUCAGAAGUGUGUGCUCGUAGACACUCAAGCAUCUGGGAAUAAUCGGAAAAUAACUGCUUUUAUUGGUGGCUUGGAUCUCUGUGAUGGCAGAUAUGAUACUCCUGACCAUCGGCUUUUUGAUGAUCUAGAUACUGUCUUUAAAAAUGAUUUUCAUAAUCCUACAUUCCCAUCAAAUUCGCAUGGGCCAAGGGAGCCAUGGCAUGACUUGCAUUGCAAAGUCGAGGGUCCAGCUGCAUAUGACAUAUUGACCAAUUUUGAGCAGAGAUGGAAGAAAGCCAAAAAAUGGCGUGAUUUCAGGCUCAAAAAGGUGACAAGUUGGCAUGAUGAUCCUUUGCUAAGCCUAGAACGAAUUUCAUGGAUUCUCACUCCAUCUUCUGAUCCUGAAGGUGAUAGAGCUGUUCGUGUAACUAAUGAGGAUGAUCCUGAGAGUUGGCAUGUGCAGGUAUUUCGGUCAAUAGAUUCAGGAUCUGUGAAAGGUUUUCCAAAGGAUGUUCGGGAAGCUAAGGCUCAGAAUCUUUUCUGUGGAAAAAAUUUGAAAGUAGAUAAAAGUAUUCAUGCGGCUUAUGUAAAAGCAAUAAGAUCAGCUCAACGCUUCAUAUAUAUUGAGAAUCAGUAUUUUUUGGGAUCCUCGUAUCAUUGGCCUUCACACAAAGGUGCAGGUGCAAAUCACUUGGUUCCCAUGGAAUUGGCUUUAAAAAUCGCCAGCAAAAUCAGUGCAAAUGAACGUUUUUCUGUGUAUAUAGUUAUUCCAAUGUGGCCAGAGGGGGUUCCCACUAGUGCUUCUGUUCAAGAAAUUUUGUUCUGGCAGGGACAGACAAUGUCUAUGAUGUACAGAAUUGUUGCCGAUGCGCUUAAAAAGAGUGGUCUUUCCGAUCAUCCGCAAGAUUAUCUCAAUUUUUACUGUCUUGGAAAGCGCGAACCUCAAUCCUCAGAAUGUCCAUUAACACCAACUCAUCCAGCGGAAAACCGUGCUUUGGUAUCAGUUCAAAAAUUCAGACGUUUUAUGAUUUAUGUUCAUGCAAAAGGAAUGAUAGUUGAUGAUGAAUACGUAAUCAUGGGAUCUGCAAAUAUUAACCAGAGAUCCUUGGAUGGUUCAAGAGACACAGAAAUAGCUAUUGGUGCUUAUCAGCCAAAGUAUACAUGGAAAGAAAAGAAUUCUCAUCCUCAUGGCCAGGUGUAUGGUUACAGAAACUCACUCUGGGCUGAACACCUUGAGAGUCUUGAUGAAACUUUUGCUGAACCACACAGCCUAGAAUGUGUUAGAUAUGUCAACAAUAUAGCCAGACAAAACUGGGAUGCAUACGUGUCUGAGGAAGGUAAGGAGAUGAGGGGACAUUUGAUGCAGUAUCCAGUUCAUGUCAGCUGGGAUGGAGAAGUCCAUGCACUUCCAGACUAUGAGACCUUUCCUGAUGUUGGUGGUAAAAUUCUUGGAUCAUCCAAUUCUCUUCCGGAUGCACUAACCACCUGA